Messenger RNA from Austrofundulus limnaeus, 595 nucleotides. RefSeq names its product transducin-like enhancer protein 1. Gene Ontology annotation, cellular component: nucleus; transcription regulator complex. Gene Ontology annotation, biological process: negative regulation of canonical Wnt signaling pathway; regulation of DNA-templated transcription. Gene Ontology annotation, molecular function: transcription corepressor activity; protein binding. Lineage: Eukaryota; Metazoa; Chordata; Actinopteri; Cyprinodontiformes; Rivulidae. The record is from RefSeq and is a predicted model, not a curated record.
CACCAGCAACAGGUGGUCCAGGCAAUGGAGCGCGCCAAACAGGUGACCAUGGGGGAGCUAAAUGCUUCGAUAGGGCAGCAGCUUCAGGCCCAGCACCUAUCCCAGCAUGCUCAGGGUUUGCCAGUGGGACCACACCCAUCAGGACUGCCCCACCCCAGCCUGGCGCUCGGAGGAGGGUCGGGCCUGCUCGCUCUGUCCGGUGCUUUGGGGGCCCAGCUGGCUGCCAAAGAUGAAAGAGCGCACCUGGAGGCGGCAGCGGCUGCUUCAGCUGCCGCUGCAGAGCACCACAGAGAGCUCUCUUUCCAACGGGGAUAAGGGUCGUUCAGCAGACUACCUCAGCAACGGCAAGAAAAGGAAAGCGGAUGAGAAGGAGUUCAUGACGGACUACGGCAGUGAUGCGGAUAAGAGCGAUGAUAAUUUGGUGGUGGAUGAGGACCCCUCAUCCCCCCGCAGCGUGCAGUCCUACUCGUCACGGGAGAAUGGUUUAGACAAGAUGCCCCCGUCUCGUAAGGAGGGGCCCCCCCAGGCCAGCCCCACCUCUCUGGCAUCAUCCAGCAGCACUACCUCCCCCUCAAGAGGCAAAGAGCCCCCACAG